GCUCCGCUCCUCACAAAUAGAUGCGCAGCGGAGGACGCACACUGCGUGGAGAUGAAACACGCUGCGGGACCCGGAGCUGCCGACCAGACCUCCAGCUCUGUUCCUCUCUGCCAGCGGGAGUCCUCUCACCGUCCGGGAUCAUGUCGUCUGCUCGUACGGCUCUCCUACUACCGCCUUACCGGACCGCAGCUGAGUGAAAGAGAAAGUCCACACUGGAUCUGAACCCUACGCAGUUGUCUCUGGGGGUUUUUUUUUUUGUGCUUUGCCACCGUGGAUGAGAUCUUUGCAUGCUCCGUGUCUGACUAACUCCUGUGGAUUUUCUGGAUCACAUAUUUUGGAUUUAUCCCCGCAACGAGAAGAUAUGUUGCUUCUGUUGCUGAUCAGUCUGGCCGUGUUGUCAGAUGCAGGUGUGUCAGUGGAGGUGUUCCGUGCAGGCGUGGCCCCUCGCUGUGAGAGCCGGGCCUGCAACCCUCGCAUGGGUAACUUGGCUCUGGGUCGGAGGGUCCUGACGCAAACCGUCUGCGGCAACAAUGGCACCGAGCUUUACUGCUCCUACUCCGACCCCAACGCCAACCUGGCCUGCAGCGCCGCCAAAUGCGCCAAGUGCAACGCCGGCCUUCCCCUCCUGUCCCACCUGGCCGGCGCCAUGUCCGACUCCUCCUUCCGCCACCCCAACACCUGGUGGCAGUCGGCGGAGGGGGCGGAGUCUGAGACGGUGCAGCUGGACCUGGAGACGGAGUUCUACUUCACCCAUCUCAUCGUGGUGUUUCGUUCGCCGAGGCCCGCCGCCAUGACGCUGGAGCGCUCGCAGGACUUCGGGCGGACGUGGAGGAUGCUGCAGUACUACGCCGGCAACUGCAGCGCCACCUUCGGGCUGGAGGAGGGGAAGGCGGGCCGGGAUGGAGCCGCCUGCACGUCCAAGUACUCAGGAGCUUAUCCCUGCAACCGUGGAGAGGUGAUAUACCGAGCCCUCCCGAAGUGGGAGUCCUUGGAUCCUUUUGGGGCGGUGGGCCAGCAGCAGCUGAGGGUGACCAACGUCCGAAUCCGGCUGCUGAAGCGUCAGGCGUGUCCCUGCCAGGCCAAAGACCUCACCUCAGCACAGGAAGACCUUCCCACUCGACACUUUGCCAUCUACGACCUGAUAGUGAAGGGAAGCUGCUUCUGUAACGGCCACGCUGAGCAGUGUGUCCCUGCACCGGGAUACCAGCCCAUCAGGGACCGGACCAACCAUGUGGUCCAUGGGAAGUGUGUGUGCAGACACAACACUGCAGGUGAUCACUGCGAGCGCUGCGCUGCGCUCUACAACGACCGACCCUGGCAGCCCGCCGACGGACUGACGGGAGCGCCACACGAAUGUCGGAAGUGUAAGUGUAACGGACACGCUCAGAGCUGCCGCUUUGAUUGGACGGCGUGGCGUGAGUCUGGCCAGCGCAGCGGCGGCAUCUGCGACUGUCUGCACAACACCGAAGGGCGUCAGUGUCAGAAAUGCAAAGCCGGCUUCUACAGAGACCCCCGGCGACCACAGACGGCCCCCGACUCCUGCAAACCAUGCAGCUGUCACCCCAUGGGCUCGAUGCCCUUCCACCUGGCUGACGGUUCGCUCUGCGACCCCUCCAACGGAAACUGCAUCUGCAAACCUGGAGUAGGUGGAGCCCACUGCGACAGGUGCAUGGUGGGAUACUGGGGCUUCCACGAGUACGGCUGCCGUCCAUGCGACUGUGCAGGAGACUGUGAUCCCUUCACUGGAGACUGCAUGUUCAGCUCUGACCUGGAUCUGUACAACCUGGAGGGAAACUCCAGCGAACCGGUGAGGAUCUUCAGAGCAGAUGAACUCUUCUCUGCUCUCCACUACUCAGAGAAGUGUGAGUGCAAAGAGCAAGCCCUGACCAACAGUAAACUCUUCUGCACCAUGAACUAUGCCUACGUGCUGAAGGUGAAGGUGUUGUCGGCCCACGAUAAGGGCUCCCACGCCGAGGUGGAGGUCAAGGUUCAGAAGGUGCUCAGUCAGAACACCAAAGUGAAGAUCCAGCGAGGCCGAGUCACCCUUUACCCCGAGUCCUGGACCGCCCGGGGCUGCACCUGCCCCAUCCUCAACCCAGGGGUGGAGUAUCUGGUGGCGGGACACUCGGACAGAAAGCACGGCCGCCUCCUGGUCAACAUGAAGAGCUUCGUGAAGCCUUGGAAAGCCAGUUUGGGCCGCAAAGUCCUCACGCUACUCAAGAAGGACUGCAACUGGUAGACGGACGGCAGAAAAACACCGGAGGAACUUGGUGACGUUACAGACGAGACUGUUUUUGCCGUGGAUUUUCCUUUUCCCUCCAGGUGUGGAUUGUUAGGUCGCAUCGAGGUCUGGCAGGUUUCUGGAGGAACUGAACAGAUGAUUGAAUCCCUCCGACGAGAAGAGAACACAAACCUAGAGGUGAACUGCAGCGGCUGAAGGCAUGUAAUUUUACCAAGACAUCUGUCUGGCAUCUGAGGGAGCUCUCAUUCUUGCAUUCUUAUGUGGGAUUCAAGCAGAAAUUUCCUUUGCUGUUGCUGCUGGAAGCUGGAGAGGUUGAGGAAUUCAGAGAAACGUCCGAGAGCUCCCCGAACCCUUUAGCAUCCAGUAAAACACAACGGCAGCACUUUAGCCUCAGACGGACUGAGGGGAAACGGACACACAAAGCGAGGAGGAUUCAAUUCUGCAAGCCAUACAAGCCACUACAGGUGGAUAAAUCUUAGCCAGUCCAGGUGUGCCUGUGUUGAAAUCGGAGCGAAUGGGUUUUACCCCCAACGUGAAUGUAUUUGCCUGCCUGCGUUUGUGUGAAUGUCGAGACCAGAGCGGUUGAAUGCAGCGCCACAAUACGAGCACAGUCCAGAUUCAGUCCAGCUCUGAAGCUUCUCCGCACCGCUCCAAUGUUUAUCAUGCACAAUUAUGUGCAUUGAUUCAUCUCAUAUUUACACUCCUCUGCUGAAUUCACAAAAUUCUUCUUGUUCCUUCCUUCCUUGUGCUCUUGUACAGUAUUAUUUGUAUAUAUCUAUAUAAAUAUUAUUGCUCAUCUUCCCCCCGUCUGUUUAAUUGUUUUUUGUACGUGGUAAUAUUAAAGGAAAACUUCAGCUUA
This is a messenger RNA of Amphiprion ocellaris (clown anemonefish), 3101 nucleotides long. It is a transcript of the gene ntn4, whose product is annotated as netrin 4. Gene Ontology annotation, molecular function: protein binding. Gene Ontology annotation, biological process: cell migration; substrate adhesion-dependent cell spreading; basement membrane assembly. NCBI's taxonomy places the organism in Eukaryota, Metazoa, Chordata, Actinopteri, Pomacentridae. Bases 275 to 2239 code for a protein of 654 amino acids. Gene Ontology annotation, cellular component: laminin trimer. The transcript is spliced from 10 exons. The record is from RefSeq and is a predicted model, not a curated record.